Molecule: messenger RNA, 1249 nt
Organism: Chara braunii
Lineage: Eukaryota; Viridiplantae; Streptophyta; Charophyceae; Charales; Characeae
Source: the annotation of a GenBank genome assembly
UCAGCCGGAUAGGGGGACUGAGGGCGUAAGGUGGCCAGUAUAUGGAGGACUAAAGAAUGAGUGAUCAGACUUCGCAGAGGAAGUCCGACGAAGGGACUUCUAGGCCACCGACGGAAGGACGGAAGUGUUUCAAGUGUGGGGGAGAUGGGACACUUUGCCAGAGAUUGCGCGGAUUACUGGCAGGCGAAGGCCCUUGGGCGGACCUUUGUACCAUCUUCCUUCGGACCGAGUGGCGGAAGGACAGGAAGGACGGCUGAUCAAGAGAGUAUCGUGAGGAGAAGCCGGUCGGCGGAGAGUGGAGAUGGGCGCACGGAAAUCGACGAUACUAGUAUGCUCAUGAGGGAGUAUCUUGUCGCCAUGGCGCAAGAAAGGCGGGACAGGAUUGAAAGGGAGGCGACCGAGGAACGUCGAAGAUUGGAAGAGGAAGCAAGAUUAGAGAGAGAAAGGAGGCGCGCCGAGAAGAUGAAGGAGAAACAACAAUAUGAGGAGGAACGAGAUGCAAGACUACUGAGUUUGAUCGACAUGAAGAUGAAGAAAGAAGAAGAGGUGCGGCGAGGCAGAAGUGGCUGGAAAGGGCCGGUAGUGCACAAGACUAACGAGUAUGGGGAAACAAUGGAGGAAGAAAAAGAGAGAUUGAGGCGGAUGAUAGCGUCUUGUGAAGAACGGGAAGUCGAUGAUGAGCUUCCACUAUUACGGAAACAAGCAGCGAACCUGAAGAUUGCCGACAAACGGAAUCGGGGACCGGAGGGACCGGUGGGUAAUAGCCCACUGGUUAUGACGCCUGAGAAAAGGACGAAUGUCAAACUAUCGGAGGACUCGAGGAGGAGGAUUGAGGAGUUGCGAAGCAAUAAGAAUGAGGAACCGCAAACAUCAGGGAUGUCGAGGAAAAUUGACUUGACACUGAAGCAUAUCUCUACUGCGUGUGGGCCGGGAGGGAAAGAAAAGUACGAGGUUGAAGUCCGGGAUUUUUACGAUGCGCUCACCAUUGACGAAUUGAAGGAGGUGUGUCGGAUGGAGAAGGUAUGCUACGAAAAUCGGGAAAUGGCAAUCAAGCGUUUGGUGAUACGACGUGUGGCAAUCGCAUAUAAUGCAGCAUAUCUUCCCCUGCCGGCGACUCCAAGGGUGAUUACGAGGAGCGUUAAAACGGGAGAGACAAAAGCGGGGGUCGAAAAGAAGAAACCAUAAGAGAAGCCGGAAACGGGCGAAACUGAGGACGAGUACGAAUCCGAUGACAGCGAGUGAAGAAGUC